UGUUUAUUCAUUCACGUCAGCCCCUUUUCUCUCUUCCCUUCCCUCCUUCCUGCUACAACACAACGGGGACCCACCAUUAACCGUUUCCCCCCGUUUUAACAUCCAAACCGCGGUCACGUCGCCACCAUAAACCGCUUUUGGAACCAGGAGGAGGCGAGCCGGCGCCUGGGUAGAUGUGAGCCCAAGGUAAUGGCCAGGCUGGUGGACAUAAGCACGCAGACAGAUCCCGUAGUCGUGCUGUCCUUGGCCCAGGCCGCCGUGCUAGGUCUCAUCUCCCAGAAUGAAGUGUUUGGCGCUACCAUUGCACCCAACGGCUUCUACACCGGCGAACCGAAAGAGUCCCCUGCACCCCCAGUAGACGGAGUCGACUACGAGUACGCAGACCAGCUCAUCGGAGCCAACGGAGAUUACUUAGGAGAUAACUUGGGAGAAGACGGUCAGAUGCAGCCCAGCUGUAGCCAGAGGAGGUGGCAGCAGGGUCCACCCCAACACCCCGAUGUGAAAAUGGUCCUCCCCGAUCGUCACGGCCUCCAAGGCCCCGACGUGUCCUUGUCCCUGGUGAAAGGGGAAGUGGUGACCUCCGGGUUGUCCUCCUGCGUCCACAUGCUGAACAAUAUGGCCCCCAGAGGGGGUUUGAUUCAGGUAGAUCCGGCCACGCUCCGAGUCCCCAACAAGAACUGUGCAGAGUGUGAACGGGAGGUAACGACCCACCAGCAACCCAGCACACACGGCACACACGGCCAUCCCCCUCCGGCCCAGGUGGCCCACCGGGGGGCCGAGCAGGCCCACAGGGGACUGCAGGGCCAGCGCCCCAUGGGCGGCCACGGCCGAGGUGGCAGAGAGGAAGAAGAGGAGGUGGAGCACCAGGGGAACGCCAUGAUGAAGCCCUCGCAGCAGGAGGAAGCCAUCAGCAGCUACUUCCAGACCAGUGAAGUGGGCAGCUACGACUCAACGGAAAUGGGAAUGGCCAACGAGUACGAGGACGGCAGCCAGAACAUGAUGUGGACAGACGGGUCUGGCGCGGCGCAGCACCCCCAGCCCCCGCACCCCCAGCCUCCCCGUCGACACGGCGGCCGCAGGGUGGACCGGCUAGACAUCAACAUUCAGAUCGAUGAAUCCUACUGCGUAGACGUGGGGGACGGUCUGAAGCGCUGGAAGUGCCGCAUGUGCGACAAGUCCUACACGUCCAAGUACAACUUGGUCACGCACAUCCUGGGCCACAACGGCAUCAAGCCGCACGCCUGUCCACACUGCGGGAAACUCUUCAAGCAGCCCAGUCACCUCCAGACGCACCUGCUGACCCACCAGGGCACGCGGCCCCACAAGUGCACCGUCUGCAAGAAAGGCUUCACCCAGACCAGCCACCUGAAGCGGCACAUGCUCCAGCACACGGACGUCAAGCCCUACAGCUGCCGCUUCUGCCGCCGCGGCUUCGCCUACCCCAGCGAGCUGCGGGCGCACGAGGUGAAGCACGAACGCGGGCGCUGCCACGUCUGCUCGCAGUGCGGCAUGGAGUUCCCCACGUACGCUCACCUGAAGCGGCACCAGACCAGCCACCAGGGCCCCCACACCUUCCAGUGCACCGAGUGCAACAAGUCGUUCGCCUACAGAAGCCAGCUCCAGAACCACCUGCUGAAGCACCAGAGCCCGCGGCCUUAUACCUGCUCACAGUGCGGCCUGGAGUUCGUGCAGCUCCACCACCUACGCCAGCACUCGCUCACUCACAAGGGGAUGAAGGGACACAAGUGUGAGGUUUGUUCACGGGAAUUCACCCUGUCGGCCAACCUGAAGAGGCACAUGCUCAUCCACAACAGCGUCAGACCCUUCCAGUGUCACGUCUGCUUCAAGAGCUUCAUCCAGAAGCAAACGCUCAAGACCCACAUGAUCGUCCACCUGCCUGUGAAGCCCUUCAAGUGCAAGGUGUGUGGCAAGUCUUUCAACAGAAUGUACAACCUGCUGGGCCACAUGCACCUCCACGCCGGCAAUAAGCCCUUUAAGUGCCCGUACUGCACCAGUAAGUUCAACCUGAAGGGAAACCUCAGCCGGCACAUGAAGGUCAAGCACGGCAUGGACGUGUCACCGGAGGGACAAGAAGUUCUACCAGAAAUCGAAAGCCAGGGGGAUUAUGAAACCCAGAACUUCAGCUUUACAUCACCAGACAACAUGGACAAUGGUGGCUCCCAAAACCUGACUAAACUCACCACAGCCAACAUGGACGACAUGGAGGAGUACUACAACUUUGGGAAGGAUACGAGCACGUACACUACGCCAUGAGCGCUGGCAGACGAGAGAAGAUGCGUUUGUUUUUUUUUUUCCUCUUUUCUUUUUCUUUUGAAGGCUGAAGGAAAUUACAGAGUUGUUGCGGAGGCUCUGGAAGACUCUGGGAAAGUGCGACUAACUCUUUUAGGUUUGGCCUCCAUCCAGAAGAGCCCAGAUCCGACGGACAGGGACGGACAAGUACGGAGGAGUACGGAGGAGCUUCAAAGGAGUUUCAGCUCUGUUGCCUUUAACAGAGACAGAGGCUGCUGAGGCGCCUGGAACUCCUUUUCAUGGGAUUACUUCACUUACUGACUCAAAGACUCGCUGAUAAACCCUCAAAUCUGUAUGUUGUGUGUAUGUAUCAGUAAUUUGGGAAAAAAAAAGAAAAAAAGAGCUGCAGUUGCAGCUGCAGAGCCGUUGGUUACGCUUAAUGUGAUAGAAGUGUAUUGUUUGUCAUCUUUGUUCAUUCACAACCAAUGUAUGCCCUUAUAUUUUUGACUGAAAGUGCCAGCUAGAGACAUUUUACAACCAAGCUUCCACCGUGUCAGAUAUUUACUCACUGUAUAUUGACGUUUUGAUACAUAGUCACAACAUAUUCAUAGGUUUGAAUGCUCUUAACAUUAUAGUUGCCCGUUUGUUCCCAGCUGUCCAUGUGCGUUUAAGCAGGUUCAGCUUCCAAUGCGUUUGUGCUUUUUCUUUACAUUUUAGUUUUAUUUUAUUUGCACAGGACAUUGUGAACGUUUUUUUCCUCCAGCAGGGCACUUACUACCAAAGUUGCUGCUGCGUCAUGUCAGCUGAAACCUGAAAACGCAACAGCUGGCGUGUUAAAGCCCUCGUAUUGUACAAAACUGUUCUGCAACACCGUGUGUUUACCCAACAUUUUUGUUCCACAUGGUUCAGCUUUACCUUAAUAAUCUGUCCCGUGUAGUGAAUAUACCGCUCUAGUUUUUUUAAAUACUGAGUGAAUAAUACAAAGCACUUUUUCAUUUAAAACCUUUACUUUCCCUCUGAAGGCUGUUUGCAGUAGGAGUGAUUUUUAUUUGCCACAAGAAGAGCUUGGGAGAAAAUAAGAUUGUACCAUCUUUAUCAACCCCCCCCAAAAACAAUGGCAAUAUUAUUAAACUCAAGCAGAUUUGUUUCCCCAUUUGCAAUCUGCAGAUCUCAUGAUAUAGUUAUUUCACAGUUGUCUGUUCGAGUACGAGCUGAAGAAUGAGCGCUUUGUUUGGAGAGUCAGCUGUUCGGGUUCUUUGUUGUUUGUGGUUUCAGCACUCUUAAACCAGGUCCGGCUUCACUUCACUUUGAAUUCAGUUAUUUUUUAUUUUAUUUUUUUCUUCCAAUAAUAUUUCUGAGCCAUCAAGGGGGAAAAAAUGAAUAAAAAUGCAUUUAAAAACCUUGCGAUGAAAAGACGAUGACUGAACUGAUGGUGGACGGACACCCAUCGUUCAGCUCCACUUGUCCUGCCAUGCAGGUCAGCCUUGAUAUGCACACUGAACCAGAGCAACGGUCGACUAGUUCUUUUCUUUUUUUUUUUGGAGAUGAAAAAUAUUAAACUGAGACCUCAUGGAAAUUGACUGAAUUAUUUAAUAAAGGUUCUGUAGUUUAAA
This is a messenger RNA of Cololabis saira (Pacific saury), 3863 nucleotides long. RefSeq names its product zinc finger protein 710b (gene znf710b). NCBI's taxonomy places the organism in Eukaryota, Metazoa, Chordata, Actinopteri, Beloniformes, Belonidae. The coding region runs from base 190 to 2274 and encodes 694 amino acids. The transcript has 5 exons. The record is from RefSeq and is a predicted model, not a curated record. Gene Ontology annotation, biological process: regulation of transcription by RNA polymerase II. Gene Ontology annotation, molecular function: RNA polymerase II cis-regulatory region sequence-specific DNA binding; DNA-binding transcription factor activity, RNA polymerase II-specific.